AAACCUUGAGACAAGAGGAUGCUCCUCUCUCAAACCCGCUGCCAUCUCAGUGGUGGAAAUGUUGGAGUUGGGGAGGGUCGACUUUGAGGUGACAUUGACGCUAUGUAGAUGAGAGUGAGGAUCCUGCGCUCCAUGUUACGUCCCUGCUCGCUUCAACUCAGACGGCGGCAGCUCCUUUCCCCGUCUUCUCUCCCCUCCUCUCUUUCAGCACCACUCCUUUCAGGACAGCACCUCGCGCUCAAAGACGCAUUUGGUCGCCAUCCUUCCCUCUCAGGAUCAUAUAUUUGCUCGCUGUCGUCGGAUGCAAAGUUUUCACCUUGGUUUUAUUCUGUAAAAGUGCAAGGAAGUAACUUUUUUUAAAAAUCUGAUUUUUCCCGUCGGGGAAACAAUCUGGAAAAGAAAAGGAUUUUAUUUUAUGUUUUCAGGUUGCUGGACCGCUGCUAAGCUGCUCCUGAUCACUCAUUACACCGAUUAUUCGUCUCUACUCCGCACUUAUCUGGGAGCUGGGUGAAUAGGACGGAGAAGCUGCUGUUAGGCUGGACCGGUGCUGAAACCCCUUCCUCUCCACUGGUCAGGACGAUCCGACACGCAUAGUAACCAUGGCCACCAACGGGACCAAAGCCUCAGACGGACACGUCUUAACGGAGACGGUGAAUGACGCGCCCACCACCACGCCGAACGACAAACCCAAAACCUUGGUGGUGAAAGUGCAGAAGACGAAAAAUGAGAUACCCGAGAGAGAAACGUGGGUUGGGAGAUUUGACUUUCUUCUCUCUUGUGUGGGAUACGCAAUCGGACUCGGAAAUGUCUGGAGAUUUCCUUAUUUAUGUGGAAAAAACGGAGGAGGGGCCUUCUUGAUUCCCUACUUUUUGACCCUCAUAUUUGCUGGCAUGCCCCUGUUCCUUCUGGAGACGGCUCUUGGUCAGUACACUUCUAUUGGAGGGCUUGGAGUGUGGAAGCUGGCCCCUAUGUUCAAAGGUGUUGGUCUGGCUGCUGCUGUUCUGUCCUUCUGGUUAAAUAUAUAUUACAUUGUAAUCAUUUCCUGGGCUAUUUACUAUCUGUACAACUCCUUCACUAGUGAUCUGCCAUGGCAGACGUGUGGCAAUUCCUGGAACACAGAGCGCUGCUUCACCAACUACAGCAUCACAGACACCAAAAACCUCACCAGCGCUGUGGUGGAGUUCUGGGAACGUAACAUGCACCAGAUGACUGAUGGUCUGGAGAAACCUGGGGAGAUUAGGAUUCCACUGGCUAUCACACUCGCCAUUGCAUGGGUGCUCGUCUAUUUCUGUAUCUGGAAGGGGGUCAGCUGGACUGGCAAAGUGGUGUAUUUCUCAGCUACAUACCCUUACUUUAUGCUGUUCAUCCUGUUUUGCCGUGGCGUCACUCUACCUGGUGCAAUUGAUGGAAUCCUCUUCUAUAUCACACCAGACUUUCAAAAACUAAAGGAGUCUGAGGUGUGGCUGGAUGCUGCCACUCAGAUCUUCUUUUCCUACGGGCUGGGAUUAGGCUCUCUGAUUGCUCUUGGCAGCUACAAUCCCUUCAAUAAUAACGUAUACAGAGAUUCUAUCAUUGUCUGCUGCAUCAACUCCUUCACCAGCAUGUUCGCUGGCUUUGUCAUCUUCUCCAUCGUGGGAUUUAUGUCCAAUGUAACAAAGAGACCCAUCGCUGAUGUGGCCGCCUCAGGACCUGGUCUGGCAUUUUUGGCUUAUCCUGAGGCCGUAACCCAGCUGCCCAUCUCUCCUCUCUGGGCCAUACUCUUUUUCUCUAUGCUGCUGAUGCUGGGAAUCGACAGCCAGUUCUGCACUGUGGAAGGCUUCAUCACCGCGCUGGUUGAUGAAUUCCCUCACAUUCUCCGAAAACGCAGAGAGAUCUUCAUUGCAAUCGUCUGCCUUAUUUCUUACAUCAUUGGAUUGUCCAACAUCACACAGGGUGGACUGUACGUGUUCAAGCUGUUUGACUACUACUCAGCUAGCGGAAUGUGCCUGCUCUUCUUGGUCUUCUUUGAGUGCAUCUCAAUUUCAUGGUUUUAUGGUGCGAACAAAUUCUAUGAUAACAUUGAGGAAAUGAUUGGCUACAGGCCCUGUCUGUGGUGGAAGGCCUGCUGGGUUGUUUUCACUCCGCUCAUUGUGGCUGGAGUCUUCUUGUUUAGUGCAGUGCAGAUGGUUCCCCUCACCUUGGGUGAAUACGUGUUCCCAGCCUGGGGCCAGGGGGUUGGGUGGUGCAUGGCCCUCUCCUCCAUGACACUCAUCCCUGGCUACAUGGGCUACAUGUUCCUCACACUCAAAGGCACAUACAAAGAGCGCCUGCGGAUAAUGUUGAAGCCUUUGGCACUGUCGAAGGCUCAGGAAAAUGCCCCAGACCAGCAGACAGAAAACCAGAAUCAGAACCCUGUCAAUGAGGAAGCCUACAUCUAGAAACCUCUGCCUGUCUCUCUGUCUCGACGGCCAGACUGGCGAUCUACACAGAAAAAACAUAAUCAAGGUUUGGAACGACCACCAGACUUCCAUGUCUGCUUUUAUUCACCUACCUCCUGGGGACACGUGAGACCAACCUGAUUACAGUUAUUUGUAGGGGUUUUUCUGUUUGUUUAUUUGUAUAAUACAGAGUUAAACUAAGGAAAAACAAACCACCCAGCAAAAUUGUUGUGAUAUUAUGAAUUUCAUUAUGCAAAAAAGUUAGUCUUUUUAGAAAAAGAAAUGUGACUUAGGAAAUUACUGUAUAUUGAAUAUAUAAUUUAAAUUUGGAGGCCCGCGUUGAUUCAAUAGUAUUGUGCUACUUUGAAGAUAUUCAUUAAUCUACUAAAAUACAAUUACUGUACAAAGAAAAAUAUUGGUUAAAUGCAUUUUGCUUGUACAUGAAAUAAAUACAUUAAAAUGUAUGCAGUGUAGUAGGUGGAAAAAAAAAAGCGAUUUGAAAGUUUGUAAAGUGAAAAUUUAAUAUUGACCAUUUUAUGGCAAAGACAUUAUGGGAAUGUGCAACAGGUAAGGCCAAAAUCUGCUUGUAUGUGUAAAAUAUAAUUUAGCCAGACUAUCACUCCCUUGCAGGAUUCUGCAGUUCGCCUGAAAUGUUUACCACCCAUGUCUGGGCCUACCUUUUGAAAAGCACAAUAUGGAAUUUUGAAGUGUCCAACUUUUUUUUGGCUCGAUUGACACUAGUGACAACAGCAAAAACAACUUACAUAGGAUACAUAGCAAGACUGUUAUAAUUGUUUCUUUGUUUUCUAAAGAACAAUAACUUUGUAUGUUGUCUGAAUCUUUUUUGUAGAAUCAUUUUUAGGUCAUUUUCUAUAUGUGAGAGUAAGAAGGACCAAAAUCAUACUCACGUUAGAAAGAUUGGUGGAGAUAUUUGACCCACUGACUAUAUAUGGAUUCAAUCAAGCAUCUCCUUUUAUCUCUCUGAAGAGCAACAGCGUACAGUAGAGCUGUAGCCAAUACAAAAAAAUGCCACCUUAGCAUUGUGCGUACAAUAUUUAAUAUUUCUGCCUCCUGAUAACAAGUUAAGUUGAAAGAGAGUUGUGUUGCAAUAAGCCAAUACUAAUUCAGAUCUAUAUUUUAAAUUCUGAGAAUGAAUAAGCUGCAGGGGCCGCUGCAUUGGAGACUGCAUGAUGGAUUUCUAUGAUAGCUACCACUAUUCUGACUGGAAUUGUUUACUUUUAUAUCUAUCUAGUAACCCACUCCUCAGGAACAAAGGUGGACGUGACCAAAUUCUCUCAGAUACUACCAUUAUACACUGAAACAAUGAAUGCCGUAUUUAAGAAAUGAAAAAUUUCUGGCAUUUCCUCUCAUUAAUCCAACGUGCUACCUUUAAUGGGCUGUACUCGAUAUUUGGAACAUUAAUAUAGCAGCAAAGAAAUAUUUGUUAUGUAAAGAUCUAUUGGAGUAAUGGCGUUCUGAGCAGAGAAUUAAGUCACACUCCCUCUGUGUGUUGUAAUCUGAGCUUCUCUGUUCUUUGUUUUGAUAGAAAGUCCGGCCGUGCAUGCAUGUUAGUGCAUGUAGCCGUGAAAAAACGUGGGUAUUUCACGAAUUGGGGAACGGUCUUUGAGAGCGGUGUGGAGGCAUCCCAGCCUGCUGUUUUUUUUUUUUAUUAUUUCGAGUACAGCCCCUUUAAGCAGCAACAAAACAUAAACACACAAACCAGUAUAAUAUAUAAACAUACUUGGGCACACUCGAAAAGCUGAUCCAAAUUGUUGCCUCUUUUAGGUGUGCUAUUCAGCUCACAUAAUUUCUUUCAGUGUAAAUGAACUGUGAUGGCCUUCACUCAGUCAUUUUAGUAGACGCCAUAGUGUGUUUCUAUCCUGUGGCGAUUGUGCAGAUUUCUGCAGACUAGGAGAGAGAAACUUGGGCUCAGUCAGAGGACAAAGCCGGCAAAAGCACUGUUAACACAACAGGACAUAGCCAGAUGCUAUAUAAUGUAGGCCAACACCACUGAAUCUACUCCUUUUAAUAGGGUAAAGAAAAACCUAUUGUUACAUAUCAAGUUUGCUCGGCAGUAUAAAAACAUACGCGUAGAUGCACUGUAUUACUAUGAAGGAGGAUCAAGACAAUUUGCUUCUGUGGCAGCUACAUGCGACAGGAAUCAGGUUGAAUCCGUCCCGUUUAUUAUCUUUUAUCUAUGUUUUUUUUUUUUCAAAGAUAUGUGAAUUAAAAUGUGCAAUGACAAAGGGUUCUGUGAAUUUUGUAUAAAGUUACCAUACUGCAGUUUUCUCUCUUGAAUGAUGUUGUAAACUGGACUGUGUAAUACAUGUACCUGUGAAUGUCCGUACAACCUGAGUUUUUCUUUUCUUUUGUCUAAAUGUUGAACAAAAAAUGUGAUAUUAUUUGCUGUUUUCUGCAAUAAUAUUAUUAUCUCAGAAACUAAAGCACAUAUCUCUCUACUGUACAAAUUAUAAUUACAAUAA
Sander lucioperca (pikeperch) is the source of this 4900-nucleotide messenger RNA. RefSeq names its product solute carrier family 6 member 1b (gene slc6a1b). Gene Ontology annotation, cellular component: axon; plasma membrane; cell surface. Gene Ontology annotation, molecular function: gamma-aminobutyric acid:sodium:chloride symporter activity. Gene Ontology annotation, biological process: sodium ion transmembrane transport; neurotransmitter transport. The record is from RefSeq and is a predicted model, not a curated record. Bases 600 to 2417 code for a protein of 605 amino acids. Lineage: Eukaryota; Metazoa; Chordata; Actinopteri; Perciformes; Percidae. The transcript is spliced from 15 exons.